This is a messenger RNA of Prorocentrum cordatum, 741 nucleotides long. The record is from the annotation of a GenBank genome assembly. NCBI's taxonomy places the organism in Eukaryota, Dinophyceae, Prorocentrales, Prorocentraceae.
AUGCCGCUAUCCGUGAUCGGCUGGCCUGCUGCGCGAAGUGCCGCGGACUCUCGGUGGCAUUGUGGCCGAUGCCGAUGCUCAGGUGGGUCGGCUUCCACUGGUACCUGCGUUCCCUGCCCUUCGCAGUGCCGCGCGCUGGAGCAGUCCUUCGCGCUGAGGCCCCCCCGAUCGCGACGUUCGUGGCGAUCUUUCUGGUGGUGCAUGUUUCCCUGGAAGCGCUGCGAAUAUAUGUGGUGCGUGCUGAUGCUCGGCGUGAUCGCGAUGAUCCUCCAGGUGGCGUGGAACGCUUGGCCCCUGGGGAUAUUCGUGACCAUGGUGUGGACCGACUUCUUGAUUCCGCUCGUCAUGGUCACGGUGACCGUGCUGUUUUUCGGCCUCGUCGUCUUCGACUUCGGCCUGGUGUGGGGUUUGUUCGUUGUUUUGCCGAGGCUGCUUUGCCUCAUCCCGUGGGUGCGUGUCGUCAUGAUCAUAGUAUUGAUGGUCCUGAGAUUCGUGGUAUUGGGGUCGCUGCGGAUGUUGCUCGUGGAGUUUUGCCCGAUGUUCCUGCGAGUGGUGCCGACCUCCCUCGUGACGAAGGUGGCGUGCGUUUUCCAUUUGCAAGUGCUGUUGUACACCUGCCUGGCUCCGGUGUUGCUCGCCGUGGUGGCAGGGGCCACCGGAGUGCUUUCAAUUUUCAAUAGCUGGGGCUGCACAGGUUUCGCGCGGGGCGCGAUGCCCGGAGUCCAUCCAGAUCUCCAUUGA